Messenger RNA from Penicillium chermesinum, 1815 nucleotides. RefSeq lists its product as uncharacterized. Gene Ontology annotation, cellular component: fungal-type vacuole membrane; TORC1 complex. NCBI's taxonomy places the organism in Eukaryota, Fungi, Ascomycota, Eurotiomycetes, Eurotiales, Aspergillaceae. The transcript has 2 exons. The record is from RefSeq and is a predicted model, not a curated record. Bases 1 to 1815 code for a protein of 604 amino acids.
AUGCCUAACACCAACUCGUCCCUGUCAAGCGCCCCGGCCUCGGCCGACGCGCCGUCUCCUCGCAUGCGGUUGUCACGCGGUCCAACUCAGGCGAGCUGUCAGAAUCCCACUCCUCCAGGUCAACGCUACAUCAUAAGCCACACCGACCCCAUGUCGUGGGUGGCGGUCGCAACCACCACCCUACCCGAGACGACUGGCCGUCAUCACCAGCGCAAAAAGUCCGCCCCCGCUACCCCGAUCGCAAGCCCCAAGGGACAGUCGCAUAUCCGCUGGGAGGAGGGUGCGCAUGAACAACGCCCGGGCUCGAUGAAAAGGAACUACUCCACGCCCGCCCUUCGACGAAACACCUCGGGUAUUCAGAAAAAGAUAAACCCCGCAGAUCGUCCACAUACGAGUUCCGAAAGGAAGAAGUCGGUCGGGUUCGAGCUUGGCGAAUAUGAACCUGACGACGCCGAAUGGGAAGACACGACACAGUCUCCCGAAAGCACACGACGCAACUCUGUUGCUCCUUCCAACCCCAGUCUCGAGAAUCAGCAAGUGCUAGUCGACCCCUUGACCUUUGUGAAGCGCCCAUAUCCGCAAAUGCCUCGUGCCACUAGCUUGCCUGAUUCGAUUACUAGCCGCCUCGCACGCGAACAGGCCGACGCAGAGGAGGAAGCAGAAGAGGAAGCAGCCGCAGCCGCCGAAGCCGCCUCUAGCCACGUUGAGACGAGUGAUAUUGCAAGCCGGCUACUGAGCCCUUCUCUUUCAGCAAAGGCGCCGCCUGCCAUGUCUUCCAUCUCAGCCAUGGCUAAAUCAUCAGAUGCUGCCCACCGUACCAAUUCCUCCCUUUCUCUCGCCGGCAAGGAUGGUGGUUCUCGCCGUAACUAUUCUACCACAAAUCUCGGCACAGCAAGCGUGCCGAGCAGUCAUACCCAAGCUACUUCUUCCUCCAUGGAAGGCGGUGUUUCUCGAUUUAUACCCAGUAACCGAGCUGGCCAGAAUGCGUCUUCACGAACGGAUUCCGACCCUAACACUCCAUCGUCUUUUCUCCCUCACUAUCAUCCCCAAACACCCCCAUCUCCGAACCGCGGUGCUGGAAAGGCUACCACGAGUUCUCCAGCGCAUCCUAGCCGUGCUGAGAAUUCCCGAACCAACCAGAAGAUGUGGCUGCAGCGGACAGCUACAUUGAAUAACUCACCACCCGACAGCCAUGGCGUGUCUAACGCUGUACCUCCCUCGGCUAUCGACUCUACGUAUAUGGCAAACAACAAUGCACGCGCCGGAGGCGGCUUUGAUACUGGUAGGGCCACUAAUGGCAGCGCGCGGGCUGGUGUCCCCGGACAAGACAGCGAAACGCGGCAGAUUCGCAAGGCAUACGAAAAGGCCGCGCUGGAACUGUCAGUGGUGCGACGAUUCCAGUCACCCGCUGGCGAUAGCUUCAACCGGCUUCGUGCUGUAGCGGGGGCUUCCAAAGCGCUGGGCUUAAGUCUUGAACAACGAUCUGCAUUGGGAAAGCCAACCAAGUCUGCCCCGUCGCUCCCUCUCCUUCAGCAAGGAAGACAUCCGAACCGGCUAGGGUUGAGCUCCGAGUCCAAAUCUCAGUUGCCUGAUCCCCACUCCUCUGCACCUGAGGACCCAGCCUCUCAAAGCGAAUCCACCGAUACUGCGACUACCAAGGUUUCGCACCCCUCACAUCGUAUUCUAUCCACCUCGGAUGAAGGAGUCCAGGGCCCCCCAGGGGAGAACGACUCGGAAGACUAUCCUCCCGUGAGCGAAGCCGACAUGAUGAUCCGCCGUAUGUGGGAUAGUCGUGAAGUAGCGACGUCUGGUUAA